Molecule: messenger RNA, 1927 nt
Organism: Corticium candelabrum
Lineage: Eukaryota; Metazoa; Porifera; Homoscleromorpha; Homosclerophorida; Plakinidae
Exons: 1
Coding region: 325-1653 (442 amino acids)
Source: RefSeq, a predicted model, not a curated record
UUUCCAUGACAGAGUUUCAACAAAUAUCUAGACUGUACUGUCUAGCUAGCUAGGGUGCGGCGUUUCAGUAGACGGUCAGAAAACUUUGUUGCGACAAACGCGAGGCGCCUACGGAUACUAAAUUUAGAUAGCCUCUACAUGCAUGAGAGGCAUGCAGUACAGCAAGCUACGCGCGGGGGAGUCUAUAGCGUGUAGGAGCGAUCACAUUGAGCUACCACAUGACAAUCGAGAUCAUAUGACUUGAUUGCUUGCUCGUCGUUUCGUCAUCAACGAAGAAUUGAAAGGAGACGCAGUGACGAUUGACGACAAGUUGCUAACGUAAAGAUGAGCGGUCACAGAUUAUUUGGGGUUCAACAGAACCCCGACGAGCAAGAGCUUAUCUCUGAAGCUAGACGAGACUCACCAAAGUAUUUCACGCUAACGUUGACACGAUCAAAGACGAUAUACAUUCCACUGCCUAUAGCCAACAUUAUUCUCAGCAUUCUCAAUGUUAUCGCUCAGGUUGGAAUGACAGAGGCGCUUUCUGUCUACACGACGUCUCUUGGCACUCACCAGGCAUGCGGUACAUCUCAAGAGAUCACCGGUCCAUACUUCGUUCUUUUCUUUACAGCAUUCUGGUUUCCUAUCGUUUUUUUCGCGUGCGUUUUGGUGGCAAAGCUUUUGAACAGCAGCUUUUCCUUACGUUUGAGUUGCUCGCAAAAGCAAGUUGCUCUCAUGGGUUUCUUGAACGCUCUCAACGGUGUGUUGAUCGUGUAUUCUAGUCCAACAGAUCGAACGCCGCUGUUUCUACAACCCAUUCUCAGCACGUCCGUCAUACCGUUUACGGUCAUUCUCAGAUUUUUCGUCCUUAGGAAAGGUGUCAGUGGCGGCAGGCUCGUCUGCACAUUUGCUGUGCUAGUUGGACUCAUAAUUUGCAUGGAGCCAUCUAUCUUCGGUUUGGGAGAGAACACCGGUUCUUCCAAAAAUCGCACUGCAACUAAAAUUUACUGGCCAAUUUUGUUCUGCAUCGGAUUUGUUCCGUUAGGUCUUAUCAACGUUCUUCAAGAAAAAGAAGUUAAGACAGACGACAAACGUACGUCAGAAGAUGAGACCGUGCCUGACAGACAAGAAGUUCAUACUCUUCUCUUUCAAGCAUGGAUGCAGCUGUAUAGCUUUAUAUGUCUUGGUGCACUUUUUUGGACAGCAUUUAUUCCACACUUCGGUAUCAAUAGCAACUGGAGUGAUUUCUCUAAUCACAUGAAAUGGGGAUAUGACUGCCAUUUUGGACACGGACCUAUCUACAACUGUACGAAUUCAACGUCGACGCCGACGACAUACUACUUGGAUCCAGGGUCUGACCCUAAUUGUCAAAUACCUGUUGGUCGUUGCUGGAUUUUUGUCUUUUUCUACUGCAUGGCAAAUCUGAUUAGUCUCAUGCUCAUCAAAUAUGCAGAAGGUGCUGUCUUCUUAGUGAUUGUCAACGCUCUUAUUACACCGGUCGGCACGUUUUUCAAUACUCUCUUUCAACUGAAGGAAGAUAACGGAGAUUUCUUAUGGAGCCCGUCAGUUGAUGUCGACUUCUACUACGCUCUUGCAGGCAUUGCGAUUAUAGUUCCUGCUGUGUUGGGCUACAACUACAUAGGGCAAAGAGAAACUAGACACACGCGUCAUUGACUUUAAACAAACAGUGAUUCUUCACUAUUCUCUAGUCAACUUUAAGUAGAGCACUUUUAAACAAACAGUGAUUCUUCACUAUUCUCUAGUCAGCUUUAUGUAGAGCACUUGUCUAUAGAAUAGACACUAUGGCUUUAGGCAUGCUUCAUUCUGUUGCUGUUUUCUACUUUGAUGUGAUAUGCAUAAUAGGACACUUAAUCCUACUGCUAGUAUUCCAACUACAAUACAGUGUAUACGUGCAUCAUCUAGAGAUGUUUCGAUUACUUAAUAGUGA